Messenger RNA from Xenia sp. Carnegie-2017, 1310 nucleotides. RefSeq names its product lipid droplet-associated hydrolase-like. Gene Ontology annotation, biological process: lipid storage. Lineage: Eukaryota; Metazoa; Cnidaria; Anthozoa; Malacalcyonacea; Xeniidae. The transcript is spliced from 3 exons. Gene Ontology annotation, molecular function: lipase activity. The record is from RefSeq and is a predicted model, not a curated record. Gene Ontology annotation, cellular component: lipid droplet. Bases 14 to 883 code for a protein of 289 amino acids.
CGUCAAAUUCAAAAUGGCGGACAAUGUGGAAAUUCAGGAGUCAGCUGAGUCAAAAGUUUGUAAAGAAGUUAGGAAUAUUGACGGAAUUCCUACUUUGAUAUCAUAUGCAUGUGUGGAAAGUUUUGACCUUAAAAAAUGCACUAAGGCUGUUGUUGUUAUUCCUGGUAAUCCUGGUCUCGUUCGCUUUUAUGACUGUUUUAUAGCUAGUUUAUUCAAAGCAUGUGAACGACGAUAUCCUGUAUUUGGCAUCCAGCAUGCAGGACAUGGCAUAUUAAAGGAAACAUCAAGUUUUCCCAACAAAUCUCCCUUUUCUCUCUCCCAACAAAUAAAUCAUAAAAUUGCAUUCCUGGAAAAUAUUUUCUCGCCCUCUUGUAAGUUCGUACUUAUUGGACAUUCAAUUGGUGCAUAUAUCAUUCUAAAAAUUCUUGAACAUUUUGGCAAACAUCAGACAAGAUGUACAAAGGGCAUAUUACUCUUUCCAACCAUUGAGAGGAUGGCCAGCUCUCCAAACGGUAUAUUUGCUACUCCUGUAUCAAAGUAUUUUUCAUGGCCAUUGGUUUUACUCACUUGGUGGUUGUCAUGGUUGCCUCUUUUUAUAAAAAGAUAUUUGAUUGAUGUGUGGUUCAAUGGCAGGAAAGUUCACAGCAGUUGUAAGGAAGCUGUCAUUGAGUUGGUUAAUUCUUCCUGUGUAAGAAAUGUGUUGUUCAUGGCUGCAGAUGAGAUGGAAGAGGUUAAUAGGACUCCAGUGGAGCUAAUAUCAGACCAUAUUGACCAAUUGAUUUUCUAUUAUGGUGCCAGAGAUCAAUGGGUGCCAAGGUCCUACUAUAAUGAAAUGUGCAAAGGUUUCCUAAGGCACAAAUCUAUCUUUGCCAGAAUAGGAUGAGGCAUGCCUUUGUUUUGGAAUCACAUGAAGUAAUGGCACAAAUUGCUGCUGCAUGGAUAGACUGACUUUGAAUAUGUAUACAUAUUACCUUCUGGUAAAGAUUUGCCUUUGAGACAUCGCAAUGAACAUUAAAAUGUAUGCAGAUUUAGUUCUUUAAGUUAUCGCAGUAAGUAAUUUGGUAUGAAAAUUUUUUCUUGGAGCAUUUUUUAUUGCAAAUGGGGAGUGUUUUAAUUUUGUUUUAAAAUUUUCAAGGGAACAAAAAAAUUCAAUGAAAUGAGUAAGGCAGACCUUAACAUGAGUAGGAUAGAUGAAGGACAUUGUACGUGUAUUGUAUGUAUGAGUAACGGAAAAACUAUAAGAUGAAAUUCUGUAUUUGAGUGGUGCAUUGGAAGGAUUAUAAUUGCUAUAUAUAUUGUCUAUAGAAAAA